Molecule: messenger RNA, 555 nt
Organism: Opisthorchis viverrini
Lineage: Eukaryota; Metazoa; Platyhelminthes; Trematoda; Opisthorchiida; Opisthorchiidae
Exons: 4
Coding region: 1-555 (184 amino acids)
Source: RefSeq, a predicted model, not a curated record
AUGUUCACGACCGGACCAUCACCAUUGGCUGUACGGAGCGAACAACUCAAGUGGUUAGAUCGCGAAUUUACUGACCGGAAGUUCCGUAGUUCGAACUUGACCUCCACCUCUCGACUUCCUUCCCCUAAGCUUGGGCAACCUGGCAGUAUCCAAGCCCUCGCGCUUCCUUCGGGUGGCUUGCGUUCAGCUGUAGCACUCUUUCGGUACUUAGCUGCCAUGCCACCCGAAAGUUGCACGAGGGCUGGGAUACUGCCAGGUUGCCCAAGCCUAAACAGUGGAAAUCGAGAAGCAGAGGCCGGACCUUCCGUAAAUUCGCGCUCUUACCACUUGGACCAUCUCGCCCCCCAUUACUCGCGCACCCAUAACACCCUUUCGAAUGUGAACUCGCUGAUCACGACUUUCCGUAUUUCAAAUGCUUUACACACCUCGGCAAAUGCAACAGCCUUGACGGAAGCGUGGUUGACGAAGUCGGAGCACGGCUUUCAAAUGUCUGAAACAUGUUUGUCAAAUCGCGUCCGCCGUUGCUUCAAACCAACUUAUUGUUGGAACUCAUGA